UGUCUGUUGUUGUAUGAUUACGUUGAGAACUUGCACAAUAACCAUCGCUAUGCAUUCACGUCGGUCAACAAUCGCAGCGUUGCUGUUAUUCACCUUUGCAACAGUUGUCAAGACGGAAGACGUGCUGGUGACCGUGGAGCAGGGCACGCUGAGAGGGACCACAGCCACGAGCGUCUACAACACCUCCUACACGGCCUUCCUGGGCAUUCCGUAUGCUCAGCCUCCACUCGGGGAGCUGCGCUUCCAGGCGCCGCAACCGGCUACCAGUUGGGAGGGAGUCCGUGAAGCCACAGAGUACGGCAGCGACUGCGUGCAGUCGGACGGCACCGGCUCGGAGGACUGCCUCUACCUGAACGUGUUUGUGCCUGGCGUCCCAGAGGAGGGUGCCGGGCUGCCCGUCAUGUUCUGGGUGCACGGCGGAGGGUUCGUCGACGGCAGUGGCUCAGACGAGGAGCACGGUCCGGACUUUCUCAUUUCCUAUGGUGUCAUACUGGUCACCAUCAACUACCGCCUAGGAGCGACAGGUUUUCUGAGUACGGGCGAUUCAGUGGCACCUGGAAACGCGGGUCUCAAGGACCAGCAGUUGGCGCUCUCCUGGGUGCAGAGAAACAUCGCCAGCUUUGGCGGCGACCCUCAGCAAGUAACUCUUCAAGGGCAGAGUGCCGGUGGUUCUUCUGUCUCGCUUCACUUCGUGUCGCCAAUGUCCUCAGGUUUGUUUUCGCGACUCAUCAUUGAGAGCGGCAACUUCAUCGCCCGGCCUAUACUGCAGGCGACAGCGGCACGGCAACGUGCAUUCCGUCUGGGAGCCGCCCUCGGCUUUCAAACAGACGACUCGCAGCAGCUCAUCUCCUUCCUGCGAUCUGUGAACGCUACAGACCUUCUAGUGGACAGUUCACUCAUACUGACAGAUGAGGAGCAAAGUCAGAUCAUAUCUAUGCUGUGGGCUCCAAACAUAGAGUCAGAAUUGGAGGGCGCCUUCAUUCCAGAGUCUCCCAUUCAGGCUCUGCUCGACGGACGAUUCAGCCAGGUGCCUGUAUUGACAGGGGUUACUUCUGGAGAGCUUGGGUUUUCAAUACUUGAGGAUCCGUCGCUUGUCAAUGGUCUUAAUGAAGCGUUCGAGAAUGCAGUUGGACCCUGCCUCCAUUUGCCGACAGUGGAGCAGCAGGCAAGUGCAUCCCAGAAGCUGAGGGACUUCUACUUUGGCAAUGGCACCAUUUCCUUGAAUGACACGGAUACCCUCGUCAAUUUUAACGACGACAUAGGAACGUUUGAGCCUACUGAUUCGUUGGUGAGAAAAUUGGCCAGUAUCUCCAACCUAACAGUUUAUUAUUACGAAUUCGACUACAGAGGGGUGAAUGUGCCCACUACACUAUGGGGAGUUAUACAUUCUGGGGAACUUCCUUUCCUGUUUUUGAGGAAAGACACAGAAUACAAUCUGGAUCCCGCAUCGGAGGAAGAACAAAUACGCAGAAACGUGUUGCGGCUAUGGACGAACUUCGCCAAAUACGGGAACCCCACUCCUGAUGCGGAUCCCGUGGUGUGGGAGCCAUAUGACCUCACCAGUCGCAGCUACCUGCUAAUGCAGGCCAACUUCACGCUCUCGCACGACAGGCUCGGAGAAAGGAUGGAUUUCUGGAACAAGAAUGUGCCGCUUCUGCCGUAUCCCAGCACCAUCUGACACCCUAGGUCUCACGUAAUGAGUAGUGGUAGCCGACCUACGCAUGACAACGAUUUGUGCUGGUGACAUGUUGAAACUUACGUUAAAAUUAAAAAUGAAAUUCUAAAUGACGUACUCGAAAAUGUAUCACUGUGAACUAUUUAUGAUUCCUUUUAACCAAUGUAUUCGACUGCUGGCAGUUCUGUAGCUCUUAUCAUCAUUUGCAUAUGUUGCCUGGAGAUCUGUCACAAUAUACAACGACCUCAUUCUGCG
Schistocerca americana (American grasshopper) is the source of this 1930-nucleotide messenger RNA. RefSeq names its product cholinesterase-like. Lineage: Eukaryota; Metazoa; Arthropoda; Insecta; Orthoptera; Acrididae. Bases 14 to 1678 code for a protein of 554 amino acids. The record is from RefSeq and is a predicted model, not a curated record. The transcript has 10 exons.